AUGAAUCCUAUCAACUCUCUAGCGUUUGACCUUCACAGUGUUAAACUUGCAGACGCGAACUCAGACACUGCUGCAUUAUCAAAUAGCAAUACUCCAACCAUGAACAAUGCGGCUCUUUUGCAAAGGCCCUCCUCCAUUAUGGAUUCUAUUGGCGUCCAAAGAGUUCCAUCUCCUUUUGUGCCAGGGAGUAAUGCGAUUAGUGGAGCCAGUACUGUUCCCUUCAAUGCAUAUGACGCUGAAAUUACUGGAUCUCCGCUACAAAUAUCUGCUAAUCAGGAAAACAAUAGUGCAUUUAGUGCAGCAUCAUCCAACCUGCAUAUGAACGCCAGCAGCCCUUCCGUUCUCAAUAAACCCUCGAGCACAUUUCCAAAUGUAGCUCCUUAUCUCUACAACGCAACAGGGCCUGCCCCCAACGUUGGUAAUCAACCCCCACCACCGGGGAUAGAAUCUCAGUGGAAAUACAUUGACUCUAAUGGUAACAUUCAGGGGCCUUUUGGUACCAAUAAUAUGUCACAGUGGUAUCAAGGAGGUUAUUUUACUCCAACUUUGCAAAUCUGUAGAUUAGCAACAUCUCCUGAGCCAUUUGGUGUAAAUGAUCGGUUUAUUAGACUAGGUGAAUUGACUACUCUGGUGAAUAAUUAUCAAGACCCUUUUGUCGCCUUUGAUUUCAUUGUUAUUAGAGCUUUGAAUGCUGUUCCACUUGUUGCACCAACUUCAUCAGAAAAGCAAAAAGUUGAGUCAAGAGAUUUGAUACCUGUUGCUGAUGUGCAUAGUGAUGAUUUUACGUAUGAAGAAAUCCUUGGCCUUAAAUUUGAAGAUGGAAGUUACUAUCAUGAAACUCAGGUUUGGGUUCCGGUUGACGGCCGUCAUAUCACAAAGGUAGAUCGCAUACCAAAGAUAUCUGCAUAUACCGCUCCUCUAUCCACGACUUCUAGUAGAUCUAAUAAAACCACUUCUUCCCAUGAAGAGAAGGUUCCUUCCCACGAGGAAGCUUCUCCAGAGGAGCAAGAGGUUUUUUCAGAAGAGGGCAGAACUGUUUCUAACAUAACAAAUGAAGAGGAAUCUAUUGUCAAAAAUCCUACUAAGCAGGAGGAAGAAUCUCGAGGAAGCGAGAAAGAGCAAAAUAUAUUGGAUCAAGUUCAACCAGAGAUUGAAGAGGUAGACCGUAAGGAUGUAAUAUCCACUGCUGAUGAGCCGAAAAGCAAAGAUACGCCGCAAAUGACUUCUGAAGAGCAGAAAAGGUUUGCAAAGGCAGAACUGAUGGCACAAAAAUUAUUGGAAGAACAACAAAGACAAGAAGAAGAAAAAAAGAGAAGAGAAGAACAGCGCAAAUUAAAGAAGGAGAAAAAAUUGAAGCAAAAGCAGAAAAAGGAAGAAGAGAAGUUAAAAAAGAAGAAGAAGGAAGAAGGAAAAUUAGAGAAAGAAAAGCAAAAAGAAUUGCUAAAUAACAUUUUAACUGGAGAUACAGAAACUCCAUCUUCCGAAAACACCGCAACUUCCAUAACCACUAAUUUGGCGCCUUGGGCUAACAAGAAACCCGAGGGUGCUGUUUAUAAUCAGAUUUCAUCUGCUCUUGAAGAUUUGAAGAAGGAGAACUCGUCCAAGAAAGAAAAAAAACCUAAUCGUACUCAGUUAGAUCGUGAGCAGGCAUUAAAACUACAGAAAGAAAUAUUAAGCUCGGCGCAAAUUCCGAAAACUCAAACUGGUUCUGCCUGGGGUAUAAAGCCACAGCAACCGAUCAAAGUUGAUAUUAAAGGAGAAUUGAUGAAAGACAGUACCAAAAUUAACAGUCAGUCUAAAAUUAACAAGGCCAACAAUGGUGAUAUUAAACCAGAUUCCACUUUUAUUGAAGAGCAGAAAAAGCUGUGGGAACAAGUUCAAAAGAAAACAAAGAAAUUCAACCGCGCUUCUUCACUCGAUGAUUUCAUUUCAAGAACGCCUUCCCCAUCUUCUUCGGCAUUGAACUCUUCGAAUACUAGCAAUGCGUGGACCACGGUUUCUUCUAAGAGCACAACCCACAUCGCUUCCACCAUGCCUGUCGCUGGUAACCAGUCAAAGUCAUAUAUCAGUUUGGACACACUGCGUUCUUCUGGGGGGUUAUCUACCGCAACAAAAACUAAAAUGAGCGAUAAGAGUAAACAAAUUGGCUCAUCCACUAGUAUCCCGACUUUAAAGGCCCGUCAAGUUAAACCGUCUCGCAUCCCUGCCUAUCCCGGUAACGCUUCUGUCUCUAAGCGUCAAGAAUUUUUGAGAUGGUGCCGAUCCCAAUUAAAACUAAAUACGGGUGUUCAGCCCGAUAAUGUUUUAGAAAUGCUACUUAGCUUGCCCCCAGGUUCAGAAUCCAAGGAAAUUAUCGCAGAUACCAUAUAUUCCUACAGUUCAACAAUGGACGGUAGGAGAUUUGCCACUGAUUUCAUCAAAAAACGUCUAGAAUGCGAAGAAGAAAUUAAUGACCCCUUGAGCUGGAGUGAAGUAUUAGCUAUGCCUGAAGGCAGUUCCGAAGACUGGGAAUUUCAAGUUGUUGGUAAAAAGAAAGGAAAAAGAUUUUGA
Molecule: messenger RNA, 2550 nt
Organism: Saccharomyces cerevisiae S288C
Lineage: Eukaryota; Fungi; Ascomycota; Saccharomycetes; Saccharomycetales; Saccharomycetaceae
Gene: SYH1
Product: Syh1p
Exons: 1
Coding region: 1-2550 (849 amino acids)
Cellular component (GO): cytoplasm
Source: RefSeq, marked reviewed